This is a messenger RNA of Rhopalosiphum maidis (corn leaf aphid), 4036 nucleotides long. RefSeq names its product structural maintenance of chromosomes protein 2 (gene SMC2). The transcript is spliced from 3 exons. Bases 202 to 3708 code for a protein of 1168 amino acids. Gene Ontology annotation, biological process: chromosome organization. Gene Ontology annotation, molecular function: ATP binding; ATP hydrolysis activity; protein binding. Gene Ontology annotation, cellular component: chromosome. The record is from RefSeq and is a predicted model, not a curated record. NCBI's taxonomy places the organism in Eukaryota, Metazoa, Arthropoda, Insecta, Hemiptera, Aphididae.
AACACUAUAAUAGAUUUUAAGUUUCAUGUUUGUGGGUUUUACAAAUUUACAGUUAAUUUAUAUGUGUGUUCGACGAUAAAUCAAUUAUUUAAACUUUAAAGCAAGUUCAUAAUAUUAUAGUUUGUUAUUAACAGUAACUCAGUUUUUGAUUUUAAUGUUAUGAUUUCGUUUUUCAUUACUACGUCUGCCUAAGAAUUUAUAAUGCAUAUAAAAUCCUUGGUCAUUGACGGCUUUAAGUCAUAUGGAAAACGUGUGGAGUUGAAUGAUUUUGAUCCAGAAUUCAAUGCUAUAACUGGCUUAAAUGGUACGGGGAAGUCAAAUAUUUUGGAUGCAAUAUGUUUUACUUUGGGUAUAUCAGCUAUGAACACUAUACGUGCUUCAACUAUGCAAGAUGUUAUUUAUAAAAGUGGACAGGCUGGAGUUCAUACAGCUACUGUCACUAUCACUUUUGACAAUAAAGACAAAUCAAGGUCUGCUCCACAUUAUACACACAACGAUGAAAUUGUCAUUUCACGAGAAGUGGGAAUGGGUUCUAAAAAUACUUAUAGGAUUAAUGGUCUUACUGUUCCGGCUAAAAAAAUUAUGGAUUUUUUUAAUUCUCUACAAAUGAAUGUUAAUAAUCCUCAUUUCAUUAUUAUGCAAGGUAGAAUUACAAAAGUGUUGAAUAUGAAACCUAUAGAAAUAUUGUCUAUGAUUGAAGAGGCUGCUGGGACUAACAUGUAUGAGUCUAAGAAAAGAAGUCUUGAAAUGACAGUGGGCAAGAAAGAUAACAAAUUAAAAGAAAUGCGAGAUGUUGCCGACGAAGAGAUUCUUCCAACUAUGGAGACUAUUGAAAAAGAAAAACAGAUGUUAGAAGAAUUAAAUAUGGUUCAUGGUCAGUUAAGAAUAUUAAAGGAGAAGCUUGAUAAUUGGAAUUAUGUGCAAUUAAUGAAAAUGGUAAAUAAAUUAUCUGAGGAUCUUAAGAAAUUAAAUGUUUUAAAACAGGAUAAAGAAGAAUUGAUAGAAAAAUCAAAAAAUCAGAUAAAAGAUAUGGAGGAAAAACUUAAAAAAGAUGAGGAGUUGCUGAAAAUAAAUGGUGGAACUAAUUUGAAUAAAUUAAAAGUUAAACUUGAAGAAACAGAAAAAGAAAAAGACAAAGUACAGCUUCAAGUAAAUGCAUGUAAAACAAACAUAAAUGUUGAAGUUAAAAAAAUUAAAGAUCUGGAAAAACAAAUUAAUAAUAGUAAGAAAGGUUAUGAAGCAAAGAAAAAAGAGAUGGAAGACUUUAAUGAGAUGAAUGCAGGUGUAGAAGAAGAGAAUAAAAAAAAUACAAACGAUUUGGAUGAGAUUGAUAAAAAAAUACGAUCAUUAAAUUCAGGAAAUAUAUUUGGUGAUGAAGAUAAUGGUUCAGUGCAGGAAAAUAUUAAUAAAUAUAAUUUAGAAUUACAAAAUCAGCAGACAGAAAAUCAACAAUGUGCAAUUAAAAUUGAUGGAUUAAAAAAAAAGUUAAAUGAACACUUAACUGGUAUGAAAGAAGCACAAAAAACGUAUAACAUACAAAUGGCUCAAUUAACAACUAAAGAAAAAGAAUAUGAGAAAGUUAAAGACGAAUAUAUAAAAGCUAGUGAAGCAUUAAAUCAACAUCAUAAUUUGAAAUCAAGUCGUGAUAAUUUACUCAGAGAAGUACGCAAUUUGAAUUCAAAAACUGAAUCGUUUGAAUCGAACAAUCCAAGUUUAUUCUUUAGAUACAAUGAUCCAAGACCUAAUUUUGAUCGACGUAAAGUGCAUGGGCUUAUUUGCCGUUUAUUUACGCCUAUUGAUUUUAGAUUUGAGCUUGCAUUAACAACUUUGGCUGGAGGUAAAUUAUACUUUAUUGUUGUUGAAGAUGAUACUGUUGGUAAAGAUAUUUUAGAAACCAAUAAGUUUUCAAGUCGUGUGAAUUUUAUUCCUUUGAGUAAAAUCAAAUCUAAUAGUUUGGAUCCUAAAAUUAUAAGUAGAGCUCAGCAAAUUGGUGGAGCCGAUCAAGUUUUUCCUGCCAUGUCACUUAUUAAAUAUGAUAAAAAACACUUAAAAGCUAUACAGUGGGUAUUUGGACAAGCAUUUAUAUGUACUACCAAGGGAAUUGCUGAAAAAGUUUGUUUUGACCAGGGAGUCAAUAAACAUUGUUUUACUUUGGAGGGUGAUCAUUUCAAUCCUUCUGGUAGUCUUACUGGUGGAGCAAAUACUCAAAGGCUUAUUUUACAAUCAAUAGCGAAACAAGAUGAAGUUUCAGUAGAGCUUCAAGCAAAAAAAGCUGAAUUUGAAAAGGUGGAUAAUAGUUUGCAAGCCAUGCAUAAUUUGCCAGAAAAGGUUGCACAGCUUAAAGAUCGACAAAUUUCUGUUCAAGAGGAGUUGGAAAAAAUUAGAUCAGAUGUACAUUUAGGACAACCUCAUCAACAAGUUACUGAAUUUAAUAAAAUUAAUCAGCAAAUAGCAGAACUGGAGUCUAAGUUGGCAGAAGGCAAAGCUAAUGAAAAAAAUUUGCAAAAAAAAAUUAAAGAAUUAGAAAAUAAAAUGAAAAAUGCUGAGAAUAUUCUAAAAAAACAGCUAAGUGAUGCAGAAAAAACUAGAAAAAAUAUUUUGGAAAAAAUAAAAAAAAACAAAACUGAAUACGAUAAAAAAAAAAAUAACUACAACAAAUUAGAACUUGAAAUAAAAGAUUUAACUGGUCAGAUGCAAGAAGAAGAAAAUCAAUUGGUUGAGUUAAAUGUGGAGAAGAAACAACUUGAAGAAAAGCUUCUCACAUUGAUGUCUGAACUAGAAAUAGCUGAUGAUAAAUGUAAGGAGGCAUCUAAAGAAUAUGAAGCUCAGAAAGAAAUUGCAAUGCAAAAUUCUAAUGCAAUUCAAGAACAUAAAUAUUUAUUCAAGAAAUUGAUGGAAGAAAUUUCAACUAAUCAAGUUAAUCUGGCUGAGCUUUCUUCAGAAAUUACUAAAGUGACUAAUGGAUUAGUAGCUGCCCAAGAAAAAUUUAAGGAUAUUGAUAAGAGAUUACCCGACGAACAAAAACAAAUGGCACUUAAAAUGGAUUUUAUAAAUUUUAAAUCUGAGGAAUGCACUCGGUCAGUCAAUGAACUGCAAGCUAGGUAUGACCAAUUAGCAAAAGUUGUAGAUCCCGGAAAAUUAAAUAACUUUCAUAAACAUAUUCAAGAGUAUAAGCGCCUUCAAAAAAAACUGGAAACAAUUGUAAAGGAUAAAAUUAAAAUUAAUGAAAUAAUUGAAGAAUUAGAAGUAAAAAAACGUCUUCAUUUACAACAUGCUUCAAAUCGUGUGAAUAUAGAGUUUGGAAAAAUAUUUAGUAGUGUAUUACCUGGUGCCCAAGCUCGUUUAAAACAAACAAACGUAGAUGACAUCACAGCUGGCUUAGAGAUUUGUGUUGCAUUUAAUGGACUAUGGAAAGAAAGUUUAGAAGAACUAAGCGGUGGGCAACGCUCUUUAGUUGCAUUGUCUUUAGUCUUAGCAAUGUUGCUGUUCAACCCAGUUCCUCUUUACAUUUUGGACGAAGUAGAUGCUGCUCUAGAUCUUUCUCAUACCCAAAACAUAGGCAAAAUGUUGAAACAACAUUUUAAACAAUCCCAAUUUAUUGUAGUAUCGCUCAAGGAUGGAAUGUUUAGCAAUGCUAAUGUUUUGUUUAGAACAAAAUUUGUUGACGGAUCUUCUGCAGUAACAAGAACUACUUGUAAUCAAACAUAAAUUUAAUAUUGAAUUUGUUUUUUUUUUAUUAUAUAAUGUUAUAACAGAGUUAUAAAAUUAACAGUUGUAUCCAACUUACAUAGUAUAAAGGUAGUUUGAUUUGCUUCCUUUGUUUCUGCUAUGCUGUAUAUGCUAUGCUAUGCUCCAGAAUUGUAUUUAUUAGUUUAACAUACCUUGUAUAUUGUUUUAUUAAUUUUUAAUAUUACUAUGAUAAUCACCUAAUAAGCAUUUAUCAAGGCAUUUCAAUUUUUUUUUAUAUAUAUUUAUUUUAUAGUUAAAUUUUUUAUUCAUGUUUUGAUAUUUAAAAGUACAGCUACAAUAUUUUAGA